This is a messenger RNA of Bactrocera oleae (olive fruit fly), 2562 nucleotides long. RefSeq lists its product as uncharacterized. NCBI's taxonomy places the organism in Eukaryota, Metazoa, Arthropoda, Insecta, Diptera, Tephritidae. The record is from RefSeq and is a predicted model, not a curated record.
AAUAAAUACGAUUUCUACAUAAUGCUAUGUUUGCUAAAAUUUAUUUUUUUCAGUUUCGACGUAUAGCUUUUGUUGGUUCUUGAACAUAUGUACAUAUGUUUACAUUAACAACAUGGCAUGUGUUGUUGUGUAAAUGAUUUAAUAUUCCAUUGCUGUUUUCCUAUAUUAUGAGCAAAUGAGUUUUAUUAUAUUGCGGAUAUUUCUUAAGAAACAAUCGCUUUGGAAUAAUAAUAAUAUCCAAUCUCAAUUCAUAUAUAAGUACAUUGUAGAAAAAUAGAUUUUUUAGAUCUUAAACUCAUUUCAUAGAAAUGAAAAGUGAAUUAUUCUUUAAAUAAUUAUCUUUUUUUUUCACAUCUACAUAAAUUCCAACUCCAUUGACGUAUUCAGUGACUGUAAAUUUUUCAACAAUUUCUAAGUGCUUUUAGCUAAAGCUUUGACUUGUAACUACGAUGAGGGCGCAGAAAGACUAUACUAUGUUAUUAUUUUUCGACGUGAUUUAUUUGAUCCUGUUUAUAGCGUGUAGCAGUGCUAAAGUGAAUGAUGAAUAUGAAUAUCAAACACCUAUUGAAAAAAGAAUAAAAAGUUCAUUGAGUACAAUUUGUGUUGAAAUAAAACCUAGUCACUCACAAGAGGAUCCAUAUCUUAUAUGUAAAGGUGGAAAACUUCCCGGAAAUGUACAAGUACCAUAUACUAAAAAUAAUAUUUUCUUAGGCAACGAUCGCAACUUCAAAUCCAUGUCCGUAUAUGAACAAGCUAAAAAUAACUAUGUUGCACGACAACCCUUCCUUCACUUUGAAAAUGUACAAUUCAAUAUAAAUAAAGAAAAUUCUUGGCCUGAAGAUAAAAAGAACUGCCAAUAUAAGGUUUUAUUUAACCAAAAUCCUUCUCAACAAUCGAACUUCGUUAAUAGAUAUACGCAGCCAACUCAUUCUAAUUCAGAAACCACUACACCUCGCUUGAAUUCUUAUCGGGAUGAUCAAAGAUUACCAACAUCGAUGCCAUUCAUAUUAAGCACAGUUGAAUACAAAGAGGACAAUAAAAUACCAUCAAGACAAUAUAAUUCUAACAAUAAAUAUUUGAAAAAGAGUAAGGUAGACGAAGAUGCUAUUGCACUAUGUGAUCUUAAUCAAUCAAAUUAUGACUAUUUUACUAACUUCGGUACAAAGAAUUUAGAGUCUGAGAAAUGGGAUUUUAACCUUGCAAAUGAUAAUUCUGCUGACUCUUUACAAUAUUUAUUAAAUGCACCUAUCCCAGGGCCAGAGAUUAAAAUGGCUUCGCCAACCGUCGUAAAAGAAUUACCAUUAGUUAAUGACGCUAUUCAAAGUGCAGUUAUUCCGAGAGACAACCCAUAUGAAUGGAAAAGAAAAUAUUCUGAUGAAAAUAGAUUGGAACUGGAUUGGACUGGAAUACAAUUAAAUUCAGAAGCUGGUAGCUUUCCUCAGCCAUUGCCGGAAUCAUAUAGAGAAAAGCAAAUAUUUAAAAACACAUUGACAUUUAGUUUGGAUAAGAUUAUGCAGGAAUUUUAUAAUUCAUUCUAUGAUACCCCAGUAUUAACAAUUUCACAUUCAGAAGAAAUUACUAGUAUUGCUUGCCAACAAAUAUUUAGUGAAAUAAGUAACCCAAACAAACAAUAUUCAGCAGAAAGCAUUCAAAAUGAAGUACCGCAUACUAUCCAAUGGAUUCAGAGUAUACAGGAAGGUCAAUGUGAUGAUUUCCGAAAAGAAUCAAAUUCUGUCUCAGAAGCACCUUCGAAUCGAUGUUGUAAAGUUUGUCCACCUGAAACGGGGUUCACUUUACCACCAAUCAUUAUUACUCUGACAUGUUAUAAUCCUUCAUCUGAACAUAUACUUCCGGAUUCAUUGUCUUGUUAUAGAUAUCUACCACCAACGUACAAUAGGCCGCCUUAUGAAAGUAUGAUACCACGAUUAUGUGGCUUACUAGGUCCAGCAAGUGCAUUAUUGCCAACAUCACAUGUCGCGGACACAUUUCGCGCUCACGGGAUAUUUCGGAGUACAACACCCAUACCAGAAAUUUCGCGAUCAAAUCCAUUAACAUAUGCAUCCCAGCCAGCAUUGACGGAGUUCCCACUAAGCAAUUUUCCUAAUUAUUUACGUCCACAUAUUGAGGACGCUACCGUAGCAGUACAAUUAGAUAAUAUGCAAACAACAACAUUGCCUAUGACCACAUCUUUAGCCGGGUCUUCGGAUGUAGAUCCCUCAAUAUCAGUAAAAUCAAUUGAGGAUUUACAAAACUCCACAUUUCAAAGUCAAAGUCAAAUUAGAAAUUUUAAAACAGCUAAACCUAUUGCGAUAACGCAGGCGUCGAUAACCGAAGAUUGGAAUCGAGCUGGGGAGGAGUCGACUAAAAAAUUUUUAACUAUUAUUGAAAAAGCUCGACGCCUACAUUUCCGGCACAAGAUUAAUUCGAAUUGAAAUUGUCUAAAUAAUGACUAGCUUUGCAGAGACAUGCAUAUUUACCUCAAUGAGAAGGUAAAAACGGUAUAAAAUAGAAACUACUAAUAUUGAAACAAAAUUUAAAGUUAUAACCUGGUCAUAUCCGACA